This is a messenger RNA of Daldinia caldariorum, 1467 nucleotides long. RefSeq lists its product as uncharacterized. The record is from RefSeq and is a predicted model, not a curated record. The coding region runs from base 1 to 1467 and encodes 488 amino acids. NCBI's taxonomy places the organism in Eukaryota, Fungi, Ascomycota, Sordariomycetes, Xylariales, Hypoxylaceae. The transcript has a single exon.
AUGUCACGAAACUCAAGCGGGCAGAACGCAGGCAAUUCUGAUAAAGUAUUCGAAAGAGCGGGUGUUUCCAAAGAUGAGUUCUAUAACAACGCAUCUAUAAUCCAGAGUAAGCAAAUACAGCAACGUGAAAACGAAGAUGUCAUGCCAGUAUUCUUAGACGGACAAACCUCACAUAAGCUUCCGCAUUCAAUACAUCGCUUAAUUGGGGGUUCCAUGGAAAACGGUAUUAAAAAGAAGUUGGGGGAAAAUCUUCUUGACUCUUUUGCUUUCAUCUUCACUCAACCAGGUGGCCGAGGAGUCGUUGCAGUAGCAAUGGAGUGGAGUGAUAAGGAUCCGAAUAAAUACACUCUUCACGUGCGUAAGAAUUAUCCUUCAUAUAGCGAGCUUGUUCACAUUUCCAAGGCUAUUGAAGAGUGGUUUGCGGAUGAACCCGGAGAUGCCACUAAAGACGUAUUAGAACUAGACCGUAACGACACGUUAUGGGAAAUUAUACUCCAUAAUUGUCACCAGGGAAUUUCAUUACUCAUAAGGAAUGGGUUUGGUAGGCGUAACAAAAGCCAAAAGAUAUCUGCAUUGUCGGAUGCCUUAAAACGCGCCAUAGAUAAAAACUCCAAUCCUCACACGACUGAAGCUGGAAAUGAUAUAAUAUUGGAAGUCCUUCGGGAAUUCAAAAAGUUUUUAAGAACCCGUGACAGAGCGACGUCCUUGCAUAAGAUCACGGAAUUAUGUUUCAAGUUAGCAGAAUCUCAUGGUACUGAUAUGAAAGAACGGUUUAAUACCUUGAAAGGUGAGUUUAAAAGGGAGUAUCAGUUCUCAAAUAGAAUUGAACACCUCAUUUACAGCCUUGCAAAUUACCGCCGCGCUUGGUAUGAUAUUGCAUACUUCAGAGCCCAACACAACUCGACUACUCUGAAUAUAAAGUUCAAUUUAGACCAACCCUCUUCUUCCAUGAAACAAUUUCCCAAGCCAGAGAUUCUCAAGAUCAACGGCAAAGGGAUUUUCGAUGAGACGAAAAAAGAAUCAUCUUAUAAGACCAAAAUUAAAAGGAUGAAAAAACGCUCUAAAAUAUAUGGUGGCGAGGUUGAGUAUUGGAAGCAUUGCGAAAUGCAGAUUCUAGAGCUUUUACUAGAUUUUGACGGCAAGGAGACAUUUUUUGACUAUAUCGGACGCAGCAAAUGUCCUUGCUGGCUCUGCCAUCAUAUCCUGAGUAGCAUGACGUCUGAGUUCCGUAUGAGACGAUCCCACAUGAAGCUAUAUCCCAAAUGGAAGCCUCCUGAGUUUCGAUCUGAGCAGAACCAAAAGCGAUUGGCUAAAAAGUUGAAACUCUUACACGAGAAGAUGGCGGAACUGGUAACUCAACCGGGGACGGAUAAAUCGGGUUCUACACAGACGGACUGCCCUGAUAUCAAAGAUACUUUUUUGUCACCCAGACGGGAAUAUCCCAUCUGUAACAAUGGUCAAUCGUAG